AUGGACAACCUUCCGUCAGAAAUCAUUCGCAAUAUUGUCCUCAGCCUCAUUGUCAAGACACGCUGGUUCCCCCAAAUAAAUGAACAUUGCCCUGUAACAUCGCUCGCGCGCUACGCAGCGAUUUCUCGACAAUGGCAACCGAUUGUAGAAUCCAUCACAUUCCGACAUCUAAUCUUGAACUCGACUCGGCUCGAUGUCGCUCACCGCGAAAACUACCUCAGUCCUCUUCGCCUCAGUUAUAUUCGGUACAUCUGGUACGAUUUCGAGUUCCCCGCACACAAUCUAAUUAUAUCGACAAAUCCGGAAGAAGAUUAUGAUGAUCAACUGGUCUUCAACAAAAGCGCGAAACAACUUUUCAGUGUUUUGUUGCAGAUUCCGCCUCGACCAGAGCCGGUAGUAGGCUUGGAGAUAUUCAUAACGCCGCCGAAAAAGUUCGCUCUGCGACUUCUGAGGAACGAAACGAAAAGAUCAGUCGAAAGGUUUCAAGUCCUUUGUGGGACUGUGACGCCUAUGUUUGUCGAGCUGUUCAAGGACUGGGAGGCGGAUAUUGGCGAUAUACCAGCUAUCCAUUAUUUCAGAGUGGAACCUGGCUCGGCAAGCAUACUUUUCUCUCCAUCUUCGAUAAAUCGCUUUGCGUCGAAGAUGACACAACUAUCGAAGCUAGAAUGGUGGCUCACAGAUGAAGAGUUCAUCGAACCGUCUAACGAGUCGAGUCAAAGAACAAUGUUCGCGCAGACACUUGGGAUGAUUCCAUUAUCCGUGAGAUCUUUCAUCCUAAGCUAUACACGACUGCCGCCACGAGGAUCAACCGACCGCCCCAACAGUUUAGUCCCGCCUUCUAUCCAAGAAGAUCCUCUUGGUCUGUCAUUUUAUUCUUUCACGCAAAGACAAGCCCUUGAAGACUUCUAUCUUAUAGCCAGGAUAGACACCACGAUACUUUUACCUGCACAACCAAACCCCGAUGCUCUGUGGCCCAGCCUACGUUCCUAUAACCUCGAACUCAAGGAACAUCUUCCAUCAGGCGAGUGUAUCGCCCAAUUCACACUUGGCGGCAGUGGGACAUACAUCUACGACCAGAACAUCAUGAACAGGUUCGCCAUCGCGGCUGGCACUUGCGCUGCUCGAAUGCCAAAGAUCGAGGAGCUCAAUAUCAUCAACCACGGUCGUUCGCAAUCAGGUAUAUGCUUCAACACCAAGUCGGAAGAUUUACCCUGUCUUGAAUUUGCAGGCAAACCGGGUAUGCCUGAGCUAAGUGAGGAGACACUGGAGGUUUGGAAAAGAGCAAUCAAGACGCAUGGACUGGAUUGGAACGUCCAUAUCACAGACGAUCUAGAUAAAGUGUACCACUUCUAUUGA
Messenger RNA from Fusarium coffeatum, 1356 nucleotides. RefSeq lists its product as uncharacterized. Bases 1 to 1356 code for a protein of 451 amino acids. NCBI's taxonomy places the organism in Eukaryota, Fungi, Ascomycota, Sordariomycetes, Hypocreales, Nectriaceae. The transcript has 2 exons. The record is from RefSeq and is a predicted model, not a curated record.